Messenger RNA from Ostrinia nubilalis (European corn borer), 1237 nucleotides. It is a transcript of the gene Gbeta76C, whose product is annotated as guanine nucleotide-binding protein subunit beta-2. The transcript is spliced from 9 exons. Gene Ontology annotation, biological process: G protein-coupled receptor signaling pathway. Gene Ontology annotation, cellular component: cytoplasm; heterotrimeric G-protein complex. The record is from RefSeq and is a predicted model, not a curated record. The coding region runs from base 83 to 1120 and encodes 345 amino acids. Lineage: Eukaryota; Metazoa; Arthropoda; Insecta; Lepidoptera; Crambidae. Gene Ontology annotation, molecular function: signaling receptor complex adaptor activity; protein binding.
GCAACAUAGCUCACAUUACGUGCGAACGCCAUCGGCGCAACACGUUGACUGACAUUCCACCUACAUCGCUGGCUCAGGAACCAUGCCCAAGGAGGACCCAGAAACGACAGCCCUCAAAAAGGAGCUAACGGAUUUGAUCGCAAAAUGCAAGGCGGAGCAGGAAAAAGGGGCUGACGCUAAAUUAGCUGAAAAAUGCGGGGAUAUGUCAGACAUUCCCAAAAUACGGCUAAGUACGAAGAAAACAUUAAAGGGGCACAUCAACAAAGUGAAUUCUGUGCAUUAUAGCGGUGAUUCCAGGCACUGCGUCACAGGCUCGCUGGACGGAAAGCUAAUAAUAUGGGAUACGUGGAGCGGCAACAAAGUGCAAGUCAUCCCUUUGCGCUCCGCGUGGGUCAUGAGCGUCGCAUUCGCACCAUCCGGGAAUUUUGUGGCGUGCGGCGGCAUGGACAACAUGUGCACGGUGUACGAUGUGAACAACCGCGACUCGACGGGCGCGGCCAAGAUGGUGCGCGAGCUGGCCGGCUACGAGGGCUUCCUCAGCAGCUGCCGCUUCCUCGACGACACUCACAUCCUCACCGGAUCGGGAGACAUGAAAAUUUGUGUUUGGGACUUGGAAGCUGGGAAGAGAACAAUGGAGUUCGAUGCUCAUGCUGGCGAUGUCGUCAGCAUUUCCUUGGCACCAGAUAUGAAGACAUACGUAACCGGAUCGGUAGACAGAACAUGUAAACUAUGGGACGUUCGAGAAGACAAAGCGAAACAGACCUUCUUCGGCCAUGAGGCAGACGUGAACAGCGUAUGUUUUCACAAUAGCGGUCAAGCUUUCGCGACGGCGUCGGAGGACAAGACAGCGCGCUUGUUCGACAUCCGCAGUGAUCAGCAACUUGGCCACUACACACCGCCAGGCGCUAGCGGAUUCACCAGUUGUGCACUAUCGCUCAGCGGAAGAUACAUCUUAGCAGGAUCAGAUGACAACAGCGUGCACUCGUGGGAUGCCCUCAAAGUAAACCAUACAGGAACCCUGAACGGGCACGAGAAUCGUGUGACCUCUAUCUCCUUGGCACCCAAUGGAGUGGCACUGGCCAGCUGCUCCUGGGAUCAGGGUGUCAGGGUCUGGGGCUGAACAAUUUCUACGACACUAUAAUACAUAACUUGAUUUCAUUAUAAAUGUAUUCCGAACCUAAUUUUUUCAAAUAUUUAGCUACAUGCAUACUCCUUUUCAAAUAAAUUCUGAAUAUGA